Messenger RNA from Pocillopora verrucosa, 726 nucleotides. NCBI's taxonomy places the organism in Eukaryota, Metazoa, Cnidaria, Anthozoa, Scleractinia, Pocilloporidae. The record is from RefSeq and is a predicted model, not a curated record.
AUGAAGAUGGACUCUACCAGAUCAAGUAUACUCCAAAAGAUGAAGGAAGGUGUAAAUGAGAAAGGUUCGGCUUUAGAAAUGUUCGACUGUCCUUUUGGGCUGGCAGUAAAUGCUGGGGAUGAGAUAGCUGUAACUGAUUUUGACAACCAUAGAAUUAAAAUCUUUAACAGUGACGGAAAUUACAUAAGAUCCUUUGGUCGUCAGGGUAACAAAGCGGGAGAAUUUUAUUGUCCUAAAGGAAUAGCAUUUCAUGAUAACGGGAAUAUUUUCGUCGCAGACAGUUCGAAUCGAGUUCAGAUUUUCGAUGGGAGGGGUGAGUACGUAGGAAGCUUUGGUGGCCGUGGAAACCUUGAUAAACACACAAAUGAUCCUUGGGGUUUAUCUUUAGACAUUGACGGUAAUGUGAUCGUUGUUGACAAAGGAAACAGCGUUAUUAAAAUCUUUGCUCCCGAUGGAAAGUUCCUUAUGAAAAUAGUUUUUGACAGGAAUGGAAACUUUCAGUACAAGUUCGGGAAGAAAGGUAGUGGGGACGGGGAGUUUGAUACUCCUUGUUGUAUGGCAGUGAACAAAUCAGGACACCUGAUGGUCUGUGAUGAAUGUAAUCACAGAGUACAAGUGUUUGAGCCGAGUAGUAAGUUUAUUGGCAAGUUUGGAGCAAAGGAGAGCAAUGAAGGAGAGUUUAAAAAUCCUCUGUCCCUUGCAAUUUUAAGUAACGACCAAAUUGUU